CCUUACUCCUCCCUUUCCACUUCUAGAGCACUCGGUACCCACUCGACGUGAUCGUGGCUGACUGGGAGUGAGGAAUGAUUUCGAUAACCAAGUCGACCAUCAGCACACCGCUCACGGGCCACAUGCAUGCGCUCGUGUUCUGGUCCAUGUGGAAGAAGCUCUAGUAAGAUCUAUAAUCCAGCCUCUGCACUGAUCAUCGAUUUCUUCUUUCCUGUGUUGAAGUGAUAUUGGAGCCGUCAAUUCAUGACUUAUCGUCCUAAACCAACCUGAAGACCCAAACUCUACCAAACAUCCCCAGCCUACAUCAUGAGCUCAAUAGGGCCUUUGUGCUCUCACAAUCCUCUCAACUUUGCGUCUAUCCCAGCGCGACGAUCAGAAAUGUCUCCGCCGGCCGCCUCAAGAUUACAUUUCGUUGCAUCCUGGAAAUUGAACACAGAAUCCGCCCGUGACGAACCCAAGCUGCGAAAGCUUCUGGGCCACAUUUCAGUUUACGAUCAGACACGGACGCUGGUCCAAUCCCAAACCCCAUCGUCGGAUGACCCCGAGUCAAACGAGCUUUCUACCUAUCUUCAACAACACGUACCCUGCUUCCGAGAUUUCCAGGCUGCCAUUGCACUCCAACUGGCGACAAUGGCCGAGGCCAAGGCUGCGGCUUCACAACUCGCUGAAGAAGAAGACAACAACAGUGAUGAAGAAGAGAUCGACAGCGACUAUGACAGCUACGACGGAGACUGGAGUGACGCAGACACAGCGGCUGGGAGCGAUGAGAGCUACACCGACGACGAAGGCUCAGACGGCCAGUGGUCCUCGUGCACUUCUCCGACGUCCAGUUCAAGCGAGCCCGAAGACGCAGAAGAAGACCAAGCCGAUCUAUGGGCCAUUCGACCACUCGCACCAAUGAUCCGUAAUCCUUCGGCACAUCUGGGAUAGAGCUGGACUCCAAGACGUGCUUGGCCGUCUUUCAGCUUCGUAUCGAGACUUGGCACGGCUCAAAGCUUUCGCGUUUUUGGUUUCAUUGUUAGCAAGGCGUUGGUGGUAUCUGACACCAAGAGAAUGGGUUGAGGAAUUUGCGGAAUUGGGGGCUUGAGCGAUCAAUCGUCAAGCGAAAAGCACGGCGUUUAGGACUUUUUCUUCAGAAAAGGCUUAAAAAGAUACCCAUUUGAAUAUGUACUUUCGAAAGAAGAUCUUGCUGUCCAAUCGAGACUGACAAGAGAAUAUAUUGGCCUUUUCCAGCCAGAUCC
Molecule: messenger RNA, 1241 nt
Organism: Exophiala xenobiotica
Lineage: Eukaryota; Fungi; Ascomycota; Eurotiomycetes; Chaetothyriales; Herpotrichiellaceae
Exons: 1
Coding region: 307-930 (207 amino acids)
Source: RefSeq, a predicted model, not a curated record